Messenger RNA from Penicillium nucicola, 2433 nucleotides. RefSeq names its product putative transcription regulator BDF1. Gene Ontology annotation, biological process: regulation of DNA-templated transcription; chromatin remodeling. Lineage: Eukaryota; Fungi; Ascomycota; Eurotiomycetes; Eurotiales; Aspergillaceae. Bases 1 to 2433 code for a protein of 810 amino acids. The record is from RefSeq and is a predicted model, not a curated record. The transcript has 3 exons. Gene Ontology annotation, cellular component: chromatin; nucleus.
AUGGCUACUCCGCCUCCCGAGGCCCCUCCUGUUCCAAAGGAGGACAAGCUACAGCUCCCGCCAUCACCGACUGGUCUAUCUGCGCCGGAUGUCGCGCCUACCAGUGUGCAAGAUGCAGUAGCUCUCAAAAGUGGUAGCCCCGCCAAUAUCGAGGCCAACCAUCCCCCACUGAAUGGACACGACCCCGCGCCAUCGAUUACCAACGGCGCAAGCACCGCGACAUCCCCUCCUAAAUCUCCCGCCCCUGCACCCGCCGAACAGACCCCGCCAGUGACCCAAGACAAACCACUUGCUGCCGAAUCUGCGGUUUCCGCAGAGACCCAGCAGAGCGACAGCAAGGACCCAGUGCAGCCUCAGGAAUCUCCUUCGGCAGCUCCUCCUGCCGCGACGAACACUGGUGCCGAGAAGCCUGUUUCUCCCGCCACCCAGCCUGCAAUUUCUGCGCCAACUACUAGUGCAGCUGAACGCGCGAGUGACAAAAUGGCUGUCCAUACCUCAGAGAAAGCCUCAACUGCAGUGAAGACCGAACUUCCUCACCAUCCUACCCCCGACCUCACUCAUCCAUCUUUCCCAGCUCCACCCACUGACCAGGAGAUGAUGGAUGCGCCAGAACCCCCUAUGUCUCCCUCCAAAAUCUCCAGGCAACGCGAUGCGGACCUUCACGAGGAGCCCGCCGCCAAGCGCACCAAGGUUGACAGCGAAGACAAUGGAUCGGUGGCUCGUGAUGUUCACACUCCAACUCAAGUCCGAACCCCCAUCGGGUCUCAAGGUCCUACUUACACCGGCCAGCAUGCUCUCACCAAGAUGCAGCACAGAUUUCUUCUCAAGACUCUCACCCACCUCAAGCGCCUGCACGACUCGCGCUUCUACCGGGAACCUGUGGAUCCCAUCAAAUUGAACAUCCCGCAGUAUCAUACCAUUGUUACCAACCCCAUGGACUUGCAAACUAUCGACAGGAAGUUGAAGACCAACCAAUACCACUCCCCCCAGGAUGUUGUGGAAGACUUCGCUUUGAUGGUCCAAAACACAACCGUCUUCAACGGCCCUGAGCACUUGGUCACUCAAGAGGGUAUCAAGCUGAAGGCAAGCUUUCAGAAACUUAUGCAAAGUUGCCCUGGCCCCGAUGAAGUCGAAGACAAAAAGCCCAAGAAGGCGACAGAGAAAACCUCCGCUGCUCGUCGGGAGCCUCGGACCUCGCUGGGAAGCACCAAGGCGGCUUCUCCUCAAGCUCAGACCUUUGCGCUAGGACCUGAGGGACUUCCUGUCAUCCGUCGCGAUUCUUCCAAUCCUGAUGGUCGCCCGAAGCGUUCAAUCCACCCCCCGAAGCGUGAUCUGCCAUACUCAACUAAGCCUAAGAAGAAGAAGUUCCAAUGGGAGCUCCGUUUCUGCCAGGAAGUUGUGGAUGAGUUGUUCAAGCAGAAGAACUACAACUGGGUCAUGCCAUUUUACUACCCCGUCGAUCCAGUUGCCUUGAAUAUCCCGACCUACCACAGCGUGGUCAAGAAGCCAAUGGAUCUGUCCACUGUUCAGUCCAAGUUGAAAACUGGCCAAUAUGAGAAUGCUAAGGAGUUCGAAGCCGAUGUUCGCCUCAUCUUUAAGAACUGCUACCGAUUCAAUAUCAACGGUGACCCAACUUAUGUCUGUGGCCAGCGAGCCGAAGAGAUCUUCAACGAGAAGUGGGCCCUGAAGGCGGAUUACCUCGAUGCCCAUGAACCACAUCAAGAGCAGAAUAGCGAUUACUCCGACGAAGAUAGCGACGAGGAUGCAGAGGAGAGUGAGGAAGACGAUGAGAAGCUCACUUUGCUCCAGAAGCAGAUCGCUGAGAUGUCCCGUCAGGUUGAGGCCAUCACUAAUAAGAAGAAGAAGACACCCCCAUCAUCCAAGAAAGCUGGAAAGUCGAAGUCCUCCAAGAAAGAUCCUCGGAAGAGUAUCUCCGCGAAGCGGGACAAGAAGAGCAAGAUCGCCAAGCCCGAACGCACCCGUCCUGUCACCUAUGCCGAAAAACAGCUCAUUUCUCAGGGCAUUGGUAGCCUGCCAGACAAGAAGAUGCAGGAUGCCCUGCAGCUCAUCCAGAACAAUGUUCCUCAACUCAAGGGUACCAAUGAUGCCGAGAUUGAGCUUGACAUUGAUGAGCUUCCUAACAAUGUCCUAAUCAUGUUGCUGAGCUUCGUCAAGAAGAACGUGCCUGGUCUGGGCGAUGACCUCGAAGAGGAGUACACCCCUGCCAGCAGCACCGUGGCACAGCCUAAGCCUAAGAAGAACAAGCCAAUGAGCAAGUUUGAGCAAGAGGCCCAGAUCAACAUGCUCCAGAACAACCUCUCCCGCUUCCAGGGUGGCGGUGGUCUCUCCCCUGAGCCCAUGCCCUCGGUUGAACACAAUGAGAGCAGCGACGAUGAUUCGGACUCCUCCGAGGAAGAGAGCGAGGAGGAGUAG